Molecule: messenger RNA, 1071 nt
Organism: Rhipicephalus microplus (southern cattle tick)
Lineage: Eukaryota; Metazoa; Arthropoda; Arachnida; Ixodida; Ixodidae
Source: RefSeq, a predicted model, not a curated record
GCCGCAACCGCUAGUCGAGCAGUGUUUUCUUCAUACGCUGGACCCGGAACGAAAGAAACUACCACUAUGAACGGACUUCACGCCUGCCUGUUUCUGGCCCUGGUCUCCAGCGCUGCUGCUGGCUACGUCCGCGGCUCCCUGCUCAGGAAUGCCGCUCUCGGAUACGGCUACGGAAACUAUGCCACUGGAUUGGGCGGUUACGGUGGCUAUGCCCUGGGUCACGGCUACGGCUACUCCGGGCUCACCGGCUCCGGCCUUGGUUAUGGCGGCGUAAGCUACGGUGGUCUCGGCUAUGGUUAUGGAGGCCUUGGCUAUGGCUACAGCGGUCUCGGCCGCACCGUAGCCGCUGCGCCAGCCGUGACUCGCACGGUGUCUGCCUAUCACGCUGCGCCAGCUGUGUCCGCUGUGCACACUGCUCCAUCUUACGCCACUUACGCAGCUGCCCCGGCUAUCACUCGCUACGCUUCCUACGGCGUGGCCCCAUCCGUGGCUUCCUACGGUGUCGGCCUUGCUCACACUGCCCCAGCUGUCACCGCAGUCCACCAUGCUCCAGCUGUCGCCUCCUACGGCGUCGGACUCACUCACGGUGCUCCAGCCGUUGCCUCCUACGGCGUCGGACUCACUCACGGUGCUCCAGCCGUUGCGUCCUACGGCGUUGGCCUGGCCCACGCUGCUCCAGCGGUCGCUUCGUACGGAGUUGGGCUUGCCCACACUGCCCCAGCGGUUGCCUCCUACGGCGUCGGCCUGGCUCAUGCCACUCCUGCCGUAGCAUCUUACGGAGUUGCGCACUCUGCCCCUGUUUAUGGUUACGGAGUCGGAUCGCUUGGUUACGGCUCCGGUCACUACGGCUACGGUUACGGCCUCGGCAGCUAUGGCCUGAACUACGGCUACGGUCUUGGCUCUCCCGUGCAGUACUCCAGCCUCAUUCACAAGAAGUAAAUUAUUCAUCACGAAAAAAUCGGCCUGAACAUCUCCCCAUUACGUCUUUGGAAGCUAUGGAACCGGCGUUUUACUACGCUCAUCAUUACCUGUGAAUUCUCAAUAAAAAUGUUAUGAGAUUUGGAAUAUUAA